Molecule: messenger RNA, 1489 nt
Organism: Cyanistes caeruleus (blue tit)
Lineage: Eukaryota; Metazoa; Chordata; Aves; Passeriformes; Paridae
Source: RefSeq, a predicted model, not a curated record
AGGUACAAAAGGAAGGGGGAAUUUCUAACACAGUAUCUGCAUUAAUAAAUACAGGAGAGACAGUGAACUAUUCUAUGCAUGCAACAGCUAAUCCCCUGACUUUACCACUUCAAAGUGAGAUUGUAAAAUCCGAACCUCCACUACACAUAAAUUCCCAAGAAUGUUAUGAUGAUAGCCAACUUACAAACUGGCUGGAAGUCAAAAGACAAAUUUGCAAAGAAGAAAACAUAAACCCCCUAGCAAUGCCGGUGUUAUUUAGUCAGCAGGCGGGCGGUCCAAGAACAUGGACAGCUAUUCCACCCCAGGAGAUAAAAGAACUGCGAAAAGCGAUAAAGGACAGUGGCAUUUGCUCUCCAUAUUUUAAACAACUACUGAAAAGUACACUAGAAGAGCAUACUCUCACACCCAAUGACUGCAAAAAUCUUGCUAGCAUCACCCUUACAGAUUCGCAAUUUAUGCUAUGGGAAUUGAAAUGGAAGAGACUACUCAGAAAUGUAUUGGACAAUUAUAGACGUAGUAAUGAUCCAGAUUUGCAUGCUCUCACCCUGUCAAAGCUCACAGGUGAACCUCCAGAUGACCGAAAUGAAAAAGCUUAUAACCUUAUUAGCCAAGAAGCCUCUGAGCCAUUCACAACAUUUGUGGAUCAUGUAAUUCAAGCUGCUGAACGCCAGUGUGGUGAUGAUAUAGCCCGUCCAAUUAUGAUACGGGACAUUAUCGAAAAUAAUGCUAAUGCCGAAUGUAAGAAGGUGAUCAAAGCCCUGGGAAAAGAAAAGCCAACAGUGCCAGAAAUGAUAGACGCUUGUAACAAAAUAGGAAGUCCACAACAUGUCGCAGCAAUUCAAGCAACUGAAUUGGGGAGAACCUUAGGGGAGAAGCUGGAAAAAGCUCUUUUAGCACAAACAUCACAAGCUGCAGUAAUCGCGGCUCAAGCAGAGGCACGAGAUCAAAAGCUCACUGAAAUCCUAACUGCGCUACACCUGAAUUCACAGAAUACCCCUAUGGCUGUGAUGCCUGCUGCAGCAUUCCCUUCGGGACAUUGCUAUUUCUGCAAGAAGCCUGGGCAUUUUGUAAAAAACUGCCCAGAGGCCAAAAGAGCUAAUCCAACAUUUGGCCAAGGUCCCGCCUACAAGAAGGGAAGCCAUCAUCCUUUGCAACGCCGAAACAGAUAUGAUAUAGGCAGAAAAGAUAUUUCAAAAAACUUCAAAACGAGCGCGCAUUGUCACCGCGCUACGAAACAAGUAGUGACAUUUCAGACACCCAAGGGAGAAUCGACAAAUGCCCCGACUGUGAAACCUUGCACUUUGACACCAGUAGACCCUCAGGCAACAAACCAGCUUUAUUACCCCCAGGGUUCUGGUGCACUCUGGCAUCCUCCAACCCAACAACCUUUCUAAGGGAGAACAGCUAUGACCUUAUUUCAACAGGGAUUACUGGGACUUCUCAGGGUAGGCAAGACUUUCUAAUUAUUGGUAAGGAGAGAAAUGGUAUA